Molecule: messenger RNA, 1203 nt
Organism: Dissoconium aciculare CBS 342.82
Lineage: Eukaryota; Fungi; Ascomycota; Dothideomycetes; Mycosphaerellales; Dissoconiaceae
Product: DUF1692-domain-containing protein
Exons: 2
Coding region: 1-1203 (400 amino acids)
Biological process (GO): retrograde vesicle-mediated transport, Golgi to endoplasmic reticulum; endoplasmic reticulum to Golgi vesicle-mediated transport
Cellular component (GO): endoplasmic reticulum; endoplasmic reticulum membrane; Golgi membrane
Source: RefSeq, a predicted model, not a curated record
AUGGACGCCUACACAGAUACACGCCUGGACGAAUCCAAUUUUGGAGAGAAAAACGCCGCCAAAGUGGUGCAGGCCUUUGACGCAUUCCCAAAGACAAAACCUUCUUACACGCACCAAACUUCAAACGGCGGCGUCUGGACCGUCAUUCUCACCAUCGCAUCCAUCAUCUUGACCUGGACUGAGCUGCAACGAUGGUGGGCUGGGGAGACGACUCACGCUUAUGCAGUCGAGCAAGGCAUUGGUCAUGAUUUGCAAAUCAAUCUCGACGUGGUUGUAGCCAUGAAAUGCCAGGACUUGCAUGUGAACGUGCAAGAUGCAUCCGGUGAUCGCAUUCUGGCUGGCCAAGCACUUAAGAAAGACCCUACACUGUGGUCAGACUGGACGACCGAUCUCAAGCACACUCUGGGUACGACGAAACAGCAGCGCGUUAGCUUGGAUAGCAUCGGGGAAUAUCAGGAAGAGGAUGUGCAUGAUUAUCUGGGAGCUGCGCACAAGGGAAAGAAAUUCAAAAAGACACCUCGGGUGCCGCGACGUGUUCCUUCGAACAGUUGCCGGAUUUACGGCAGCAUAGACGGCAACAAAGUACAAGGUGAUUUCCAUAUCACUGCGAGAGGUCACGGAUACAAUGAUUUCGGCGAGCAUUUGGACCAUAAAAGUUUCAACUUCAGUCAUCACGUCAACGAGCUCUCCUUCGGCCCAUUCUAUCCAUCGUUGACCAAUCCUCUCGAUAAUACAUUUGCCACCACGAAUGGCAACUUCCACAAAUUCCAAUACUUCGUCUCCGUUGUCCCCACUAUCUACACCACGGAUGCCAAGUCGUUGCGCAGAGUUGACAAACAUGCCGAAUCACCCUCGUCUGGAGAGGACGGCUUGAAACACCACCCCAAACGUUACAGCAGGAAUACCGUAUUCACCAACCAAUACGCAGUAACGGAGCAGUCUCACGCGGUCUCAGAUAUGGCAAUCCCUGGCGUGUUCGUCAAGUACGACAUCGAGCCAAUACAGCUUACCAUCGCCGAAGAGUGGAGCUCGCUGCCAUCGCUUUUCAUUCGUUUGGUGAACGUCAUCUCUGGUGUACUAGUGGCAGGAGGGUGGUGUUAUCAAAUCAGCGAAUGGGCUGGCGAGUUGUAUGGUCGACGAGGGCGAAGAUCGCUUGGAUUCGGCAUGCUGCACGGGAAAUUUGACGAAAAGCAGGCUAGGUGA